Centruroides sculpturatus (bark scorpion) is the source of this 654-nucleotide messenger RNA. Its product is annotated as heme-binding-like protein At3g10130, chloroplastic. NCBI's taxonomy places the organism in Eukaryota, Metazoa, Arthropoda, Arachnida, Scorpiones, Buthidae. The record is from RefSeq and is a predicted model, not a curated record. The transcript is spliced from 6 exons. The coding region runs from base 1 to 654 and encodes 217 amino acids.
AUGUAUAAAGAUAUGUUUCCGGUAGUUUUAAUCGUAUUUUUGAUCCAGAUAUUCAGAAGCGAUGCAUUAUGCUCCAGAAGAGGAGUUGAGUGUGUAGAAUAUCAAGUUCUUUCUAGAACACCGGAUUACGAAGAACGUCAAUAUCCAGGUACGACUUGGGUGAGCACUACUGCAGAUGGUUCUACUUUAGCCGAAGCUCAGAGAAUUAUGUAUAAAAAAUUAAUAGAAUAUUAUAGAGGAAGCAACAUCGAUGGUAUCGCAAUUAAUUCUACUACUCCUGCACGAAUAAGAAUAAUACCUUGCCGUGGUGCUACAUGUUACAGUACUUUUACCAUGUCCUUUCCUAUUCCUGGAUAUAUGAAAGAAAAUGUACCUUAUCCUUUAGAUCCAACAGUAUUUAUUGAUCGAGAACCACCUCUACGUUAUGUGACAAGGAGUUUUACUGGAAGACCAACGGAAGAACAGUGGUUGGACGAAGCACAUAAAUUUGCAGGAUUGGUAUGGAAAGAUCCGACUGUAGAAAAGAAUUACUUUUACAUUCUAUUCUACGAUCCUCCAUUUCAACUCUUCAAUCGAUUGAACGAAAUAGCUCUUUUGAAGAAAAUUGAAGUUCCUAUUAGCACGACGGCACCUCCUAACGAAUUAGAACAUUAA